CUUUGUGUUUACACGUACUUGCUCACUCUCAGGCCCGUUUCUUGCAGGGUAUGUGAGAUGAAGAAUUUCAGAGAGACCACCAGUGAACAAACCGCCAUUAACUCACUUGGAUCCGUAUACAGGCUGAGUCUGCUGCAUAUAUCAGGCUUUGAAAUUCAACACAAGUAUGGGUGGAGAAAAGCUGGUGGCUUGCAUAUUGGUCACUAUGUUAAGUCUGACACUAAUGAGGUCAGUUUAUGGUCAGCACAUGCCAGAAGAACCGUGCUCCGUCCAGAUCCUCGUCCCUGGCCUCAAAGGUGAAGCAGGAGAGAAAGGAGAGAAAGGAGCACCUGGGAGACCUGGGAAAGUAGGGCCACCUGGAGAGCCAGGUCCCCCUGGAGUCAAAGGCCAAAAAGGUAGUCCCGGACGUUAUGGGAAAAUGGGUCCCACUGGACUCAAAGGUAUAAAAGGUGAUAUGGGAGAUCCGGGACCUAAAGGCCCAAAUGGAGAUCCAGGCGUCCCCUGUGAGUGCGCACCCUUACGGAAAAUGAUUGGUGAAAUGGAUAUUCAAGUGGCACAAUUAACCAAUGAGCUGAAGUUCAUUAAAAAUGCACUGCCCUCCCCCGCAGCUGUCGCUGGCAUCAAAGAGACAGACAGCAAGGUCUAUCUGCUGGUGAAGGAGGAAAAACGCUACAGGGAUGCGGAGGUGUUUUGUCAGGGCCGAGGUGGACACCUGGCUAUGCCCAAAGACGCGGCGGCUAACAGAGCCAUCGCUGGCUACGUCACUGACGCCGGCCUCAGUAGAGUGUAUAUCGGCAUUAAUGACCUGGAGCGAGAAGGCCACUUUGUGUAUGUGGAGCGUUCACCCAUGACCACUUUCAGCAAGUGGAGGGAGGGCGAGCCAAACAACGCUUACGAUGACGAGGAUUGCGUCGAGAUGGUGUCUUCAGGCGAGUGGAUUGAUGUGGCUUGUCACCUCACUAUGUACUUCGUGUGCGAGUUUGACAAGGACACAGUAUGAGUUCAGUGCCAAUCUAUAAGGGGUAAAGUCAAUUUAGACAUGUUUAAAACAUAUUAAAGAAGGCUAAAAUUAGAAUGAAAAAGAUGCUGGACUUUUAUGUUUUGACUUUUUAAGCAGUGACAUCAGUGUGACAUGCUAGGCGUGGUGUAAAUCAACAUUUAAUUAUUAUUAUUAUUACACACUGCAGUUCAAAAGUUUAGGGUCAGUAACAUUUGAAUGUCUUAAAGAGACAGUUCACCCAAAAAUGAAAAUUCAGUCAUUAAUUACUCACUCUCAUGUCGUUCCAAACCCGUAAGACAUUCGUUCAUCUUCAGAAUGCAAAUUAAGAUAUUUUGGAUGAAAUCCGAGAGCUAAAUAGUUAUUUUUGUUUCCUUUGUGCACAAAAUCGUAGCUUCAUAAAAGUAUAGUUGAACCACUGUCAAAUGGGCUAUUUUAUUAGCAUCCUUACUAUCUUUCUUGGCCUUGAAUGCUCUCAGGUUUCAUUAAAAUAUCUUAAAUUGUGUUCUGAAGAUUAACAAACGUCUCACGGGUUUGGAACGACAUGAGGGUGAGUAAUUAAUGACAGAAUUUUCUUUUUUUUGGUGAAUUAUCCCUUUAAGUCUCUUAUUCACACCAAAGCUGCAUUUAUUUGAUCAGUAAAAACGGACAUAUAGUGAAACAUAUUAAUGUUGUAUCAGUGUUAUCAAACUGCUGCUUAAUGUUUUCGUGAAAAUGUGAUACUUUAGUGAAUAGAACGUUCAAAAGCGCCACACUUUUUAAAUAGCAGAACACUUUUGUAACAUUAUAAAUGUCUUUACUAUGGCUUUUGAUCAAUCUGAUGUGUUCUUGCUGAAUAAAAGUAUUAUUUUUUUUAAAAAAAUAGUAAUGAAACAUCUUACUGACCCCACAUUUAUGAAAACCUUCUAUUAAUUUAGAGACUGUAUUAAAUAUUUGUACUUUUCAUCACCUUUAUUGUAAAAAGUGGACAUCUAAUUUACUAAACUACAUUUACUUGUAAUCAAUUAAAUGAAUGAAGAAUAAGA
Molecule: messenger RNA, 2022 nt
Organism: Labeo rohita (rohu)
Lineage: Eukaryota; Metazoa; Chordata; Actinopteri; Cypriniformes; Cyprinidae
Gene: colec11
Product: collectin sub-family member 11
Exons: 7
Coding region: 167-1000 (277 amino acids)
Source: RefSeq, a predicted model, not a curated record